AUGAUGAAGUUGAAGGUUUUUGGCAUCAUCUUUUUCUGUGGUCUCCUCUCGCCCUCUCAAGAAGUCUUGUCCGGUCUGUCCUGCGCCGUCAGCCCAGUGGCAAUGCAGAACGCGCUCUCGGAAGCCAUACUUCAGAACGGGCUUCUCCAGCAGCACCUGCAGGGCCUCGUGCUCCCAAACAUCAUGGGUGAAGGGGGUCUGCUGAACUCUCCCACCAGCAUCACUGGCCUACACCUUGCCAAAAUUCGGCUCGCCAAGCUGUCAGUGGUGCUGCUGCGAGGAAUCGGGGUCCAGAUGACCAUCACUGCAAAGCUGGAGCUCAGCGGCAACUGCUUGGUUGGCCUUCUUUCAGAACUAAUUGAAAUCUUGGUGGAUGUGAACAUUACUGCAAACAUUAAAUGCACAAAUUUUGAAUCGGGCACAGUCCAGGUCGCUGUCGAAGACUGCCUCUGCAUCCUCGGUGCCAUAAAGAUCAAGCUCCUUUCUGGCUUACUGUCCCUGUCGGUACAUGAGGUAGUGCUUAACCGGCUGACAGCAACUCUGCCCGGUUUGCUGUGUCCGGUAGUUCACAUCGUGGUCAACCUUGUGAACAUCCAGCUCCUGGGCACUCUCAACGCGGUGAUCCCCGUCGGUACGGCAGGAACGAUUCACUACCGGCUGCCUUUCUCCGGCUUGUACCUGGGGUUGGAUUUAGACGGUGCGGUGAAGCAGGUGGGGGGCAGCAUCAUCCCCCAUGACUCGUCCCCCUCUGCUUUGCCUCCGCUGCUGGACAAGCUUCUGGUCUUGGGGCUGCGCCAGAGCUUUCUCAACGCAGCCCUGUCCCUCAUGGUCCAGAUACCGCCGCAGACCUUCACCUGCACGCCAGAAGUCUUCUCCGGUGCCAGCCGUCUGCAGGAAGCCAUCACGACCCUCGUUCCUGCCGGGUGCUCCCGCUGCCAAGGGACCAGUCCUCUGAGCAUUAAGCUAACGUUGUCUGGGAACCCACUCAUCCUCUUGGAAGAGAACAAGGCCACCAUCGAGCUUUCGGUCAUGAUUCAGCUGUUUGUUAAGCGUUCAGACGGAUCCAUCCUCAACCUCCUGCUGCUGACGGCUGGCCUCCACCUAAACACCCACGCGUCGGUUGUUGGAGACAGGCUGGUGCUGGAGGUGUCCCUGGGCAGCAUUUCCCUCUCCUUGGACUCUUCUGAUGUUGGCAUCAGUGACACCUCGAGCUUGAAGCCGCACUGCAGCGUUCUGCUGGUGGAAACGUUACUGCCCCUUAUCAACGGUGCUCUGGGCAUCGGGAUCCCUCUGCCAAACGUGCUGGACAUCCCCUUUGUAAAGGCGAACAUUCAGAUAUCAGUGCGUGCUGCGGGCGGCCCCAGCACCACCCAAGCCACGCGAGCGAGGAGUUUCUGCGAAGCAAGAGGGAACGCCGUGGACCGCUGGGCUGUGCUCGUGAGCCGGGAGCUCCAGACCCCACUGCUCAUGCCCUCUGGUGCCAGCGUGCCCCUGGUGCUGGCAGAGCGGGGUUUCGGGGCGCGGUGUGACCCCGUCACCCGGGGGCAGGAUGAGCAGCCCCGCUGA
This is a messenger RNA of Leptosomus discolor (cuckoo roller), 1566 nucleotides long. Its product is annotated as BPI fold-containing family B member 4. The record is from RefSeq and is a predicted model, not a curated record. NCBI's taxonomy places the organism in Eukaryota, Metazoa, Chordata, Aves, Leptosomiformes, Leptosomidae. Gene Ontology annotation, molecular function: lipid binding.